AUGGAGCAGCCUGAGGCCCUAACGUUCGCCGAAGCGAUCUCGGCGGGCAAGGAGGAUUACUUUCGAAAUGUGACGCGCGAGGACGUGGCCAAGCUGCUGUCCUUCUGCGUGGACCCGGAGGACGACGACGCACUGCUCGUGCCACGCCUGGGGCCCCCCGCCACUCUCACCCUUGAACACGCGCGCCUCGCUCGCCGCGGGCCCGGCGGCGCAGACGGCAGCGGCGCAGCUUUGGGGAUGGCGCGGCGGGGGGCUGCGGCGGGCGUGGGUGCUGGCGGGGAGCGGGAGGCGGUGCUGUUUGAUCUGGAGGGGCUCGACGACAACCGGGGCGCGCGCACCCCCACUGUUGGCGAGCCCCCCGUGGCCGCAGCGCCGUCGCCCGCCCCGGCCGCCGCGGCGCCCGCCACGCCGACCGGCGCCUCCCGCCGUGGAGCCGUCCCCAGCGCAGCGGCCGCGCCGGAGCGUCGUGUGGCGGACGGCGUCGACCCGCUGCAGGUGCUGCGGCUGGCGGCGGCCUUUGUGGCCCUGGGCCAUGGCACCGCCGACCAGGCCUCCGCCGCGUGCCAGCUGCCUGCGGCCGCGGCGCAGGCGCUCACGCGCGGGGACGUGGCGGCGGCGGCGGCGAAGCUCACGCCGAAGCACGCGGGGCGGCUGCUGGAGUGGAUGUGCGUGCAGGGCGGCGUGCUGUCGCUAGGGGAGCUGCUGGAGGGGGUGAGGGCGCGCGCGGACGAGAGGGAGGCAGCCGCCAGGGCGCAGGCGCCAGAGGCUGGAGCCCGCGGGCAGCAGCCGUGCGCCAACGGCGAUGCGCACCCGGCUGUGGGGGCGCUGGCCAGUAACGGCCUUGCAUGCAGCAGCGGUGCUCUGGUAGCGGAGGCGGGGGCCCUGGAUGGCGGGGCACCCCAGGCCGCCGCGGCGCAGCUGCAGGCGGCGCAGCAGCUGGAGUGUCAGCAGCAGCAGCAGCAGCAGCAGCAGCAGCAGCAGCAGAGUGUGCUGGAGGAGGACUCUGAGCGGCGGCGCCAGCACGCUGACCUGGUGGCGGCGGCGCGCCGCCGCAGCAGCAGCAGCAGCAGCAAGGCGGUGCGGCUGCGCCAGACGCCGCGGCGUCGGCGCUCGCACCCGGGACGCCCGGGCUAG
Messenger RNA from Monoraphidium neglectum, 1134 nucleotides. RefSeq lists its product as hypothetical. Bases 1 to 1134 code for a protein of 377 amino acids. The transcript is spliced from 4 exons. The record is from RefSeq and is a predicted model, not a curated record. NCBI's taxonomy places the organism in Eukaryota, Viridiplantae, Chlorophyta, Chlorophyceae, Sphaeropleales, Selenastraceae.